CAUCACCAUGUUGCAACCCAGAAUAUCGGCGCCUCUACGGCGGGUACUCGUGAACCCAGCAAUCGUUUGUCUUCGAUGCGAAACCCGCAGCGCAUUCCGUCCUUUCGCAGACCAAUUUUCCCGAAGCCUCACCACUUCACGCGACCCAAAGCAAUCCGCCAAACCAACCGCACCGCCGCCCACAAAAUCACAAUCGCCGCCUCCUACAAAAGAAGAUGAUGUCUUCGUCCCCAAGCCUCUCGGCCGCCCCAUCGGCUUUCCCGACCCCCCGCAAGCUGGCGAAAACACCGACAUCAUCAAAGUCAAGAGAGACUACAAAGGCAUGACGAUGUCGCAACGCAACCUGGCCAAACGCACCGAACUCGUCGAGAAAUGGGGCACAAACUACUUCCGCGACUUCAAGAACAUCCGCAAGUACCGGUCGGGCAAGACCUUCAUGGCGAACCCACGCGUCUUCAAGGCCGAGGCUGCGCUGUACUUCCCCAACCUGCACGGCGAGACGCUAGCGGCGCCGCAUGCCGACACGACGGAUGUGCUGCAGGGCAAGGUCACGGUGGUCAAUGUGUAUUCCAGCCAAUGGGGUGAGACGCAGGCGCGCAGUUUCACGGGCGUCAAGGAGAAUCCGGAGCUGCAGGAGAUUUUGAACGCGAAUCAGGGCGUGGCGCAGAUGGUGGAUGUUAAUAUCGAGGAGAACAGUUUGAAGGCGUGGAUCAUCGCGCUGUUCAAGUGGCAGCUCAAGGCAAAGAGGAAGCAGGAGGAGUGGGGGAGGUACUUUGUCGUCAGGAAGGGCGUCAGUGAGAAGAUCAGGGAGACAAUUGGGCUGCUGAAUGGCAGGGUAGGUUAUGUGUAUAUUGUGGAUGAGGAAUGCAGGAUCAGGUGGGCGGGCAGCGGAGAUGCUGAGGGGACGGAGAUGCAGGAUAUGAACAAGGGAUUCAAGAAGUUGAUUGAGGCGAGGAAGACGCUAGUAUGA
Boeremia exigua is the source of this 970-nucleotide messenger RNA. Its product is annotated as ATP10 protein-domain-containing protein. Bases 8 to 970 code for a protein of 320 amino acids. The record is from RefSeq and is a predicted model, not a curated record. Gene Ontology annotation, biological process: mitochondrial proton-transporting ATP synthase complex assembly. Gene Ontology annotation, cellular component: mitochondrial inner membrane. Lineage: Eukaryota; Fungi; Ascomycota; Dothideomycetes; Pleosporales; Didymellaceae. The transcript has a single exon.